AGGAGAGAGGAGGCAGCCGCCGCUCGCAGCACACGCUGCUGCCUUCACGCACCACGCCGCGCACGCCGGGGGAAAGUUGGAGGCAGCGCAGCCACCGAGGGCUCCCACCUGCUCGGGGGCUGUGGGAAAGCAGCACUUUUCCCAGGUUGUCCUCAGGAGGCGGCAAAGCUAUUUCCCUGCUGGAGCACUGCUGAGCAUUGUCACCAACAAACCGUGCAGAGCGUGUGGGACCCCACGGUCACGCAGAGGAAAGGAGAAGACAGGAGAAGAAAAGGAAGCAGUUGAGACCCAGCAGCAGCUGCCGCAGGGGAUCAGCUCCAGUACGGAGGUCCCAGCUGGUACCAACAGGCACAAGUGAGUUGCAGGACCACAUCUUUCCCUAGACCAUGUCAUUCCCAGCACACAAGGCUGAACACAUGAAGUGACUCUGCAGUGUUUUCCAAGGUCACUGCAGGUCCAAGGUCACUUUGGAAGGGGCUCUAGGGCUGCCUGGUAGAGACUCACUCCAAGUAGCUUUGCAGCCGGUGAGAGCAGGACCGCUCCAUCCAUAUGAGUACAUCAUGGACCUGUGUUACAACCAUACAAGCUCCCAAAAAACGAUGGACUUUCCUCUGAAGCUGCUGGUCGGGUUCUGCCUUGCCAUCCUCAUUGUGAUCACUCUCUGCGGUAACAUCAUCGUCUGCCUGGCCGUCACCCUUGACCGCCGGCUCCGUAGCCUGACAAACUGCAUCAUUGUCUCCUUGGCCAUCACCGACCUGCUGCUGGGCCUCCUGGUGCUACCAUUCUCUGCCCUCUAUGAACUCACCAGAGAGUGGCCAUUCGGCAGCACUUUGUGCAACAUCUACACCAGCCUGGACGUCAUGCUGUGCACGGCUUCCAUCCUCAACCUCUUCAUGAUCAGCCUGGACCGCUACUUUGCUGUCACCACCCCACUUCGCUACAGCCAGGUGGUCACUCGCUCUCGGGUGACUGUGGGUUUGGUUGUUAUUUGGACUGUUUCACUGAUGGUCUCCUUCCUACCCAUCCACCUGGGCUGGAACACCAAUGGCACAGCAGUCCAAAACACAGUCCCCAGCUGCAACAAGGAGUGUACGCUGGAGGUGAACCCUGUCUACGGACUGGUGGACGCCUUGCUCACCUUCUACAUCCCUUUGGUCAUCAUGUGCAUCACCUACUACCAGAUACUGAAGAUAGCGAGGGAGCAAGCCAAGAGGAUAAACCAUGCCUGGUGCUGCAGCAGCAACACCCCCAUGCCGCCCAUGGUGAAAGAGCACAAAGCCACCGUGACGCUGGCGGUGGUGUUGGGAGCGUUCGUUGUGUGCUGGUUCCCCUAUUUCACAGUCUUCACGUACCGGGGGAUGUGGGGGGACAACAAGGUGAAAGGCACACCCGUCAUGUCCAUCGUCCUCUGGCUGGGCUACGCUAACUCAGCCCUGAACCCCAUCCUCUAUGGGACGCUCAACAGGGAUUUCCGAGUGGCGUACCAGCACUUGCUGCACUGCUGGAGGACUGGGGACCACAGGAGCUCCUGCCUGCCUCCCCUCCAGAAGGCCCAGCCCAGGGGCAGGAACUGCAGGCAGGGCCAGGGCAGGCAGGAGGCUAAACCCCUGAAACUGGAGAUGAGGAACGGGAAAGGGAUCUUGCUGACCGAUGGAGCCCUCAAGAGAUAAGGAGACCUUUGGCUCCCUGUUCCCAGCGUGCCAGCAAAGGAGCCAUGCUCGCCUGCGGCACGGGCCCUUGGUCCUGUCCCAGAAAAACCCUCUCAAGCCACUGAAAGGAGAACACGAGGAGGUGAACCAAAG
Molecule: messenger RNA, 1802 nt
Organism: Chroicocephalus ridibundus (black-headed gull)
Lineage: Eukaryota; Metazoa; Chordata; Aves; Charadriiformes; Laridae
Gene: HRH2
Product: histamine receptor H2
Exons: 3
Coding region: 561-1670 (369 amino acids)
Biological process (GO): positive regulation of vasoconstriction; G protein-coupled receptor signaling pathway, coupled to cyclic nucleotide second messenger; gastric acid secretion
Cellular component (GO): dendrite; plasma membrane
Molecular function (GO): histamine receptor activity; G protein-coupled serotonin receptor activity; neurotransmitter receptor activity
Source: RefSeq, a predicted model, not a curated record